UUAGCUUGCUGGCAGCAGCUAUAACCCCCUCGUGCUGAUGUAAUCUCCAGGACUCUCCUCUGCCUCACUGCCGGUAUCCCUCCUCCUGUUACUCCUCUUUUCUAUUUUAUGCAUGACUGAGCAAGUCGAUGCUUAUCCUGGGAGGUGAGCGGACUGGUCGGCGCUCAUUUGGACGAGAUCAGAGGAGGGAGAAAGCAGUGCUUUCAAGGCCGGACUCCAUUCCCCGGGGAGAGGCGGAUUUGCUCUAUUGGGUAGCCGGCCUUUCCGCUGAUGCAUCAUAGCCAUAAAGGGAGUGGGCCAUGGAGGUAAAGUGCUCUUCCUCUCCUCCCGUCCCGGACAGCGAGGGGCUGAUGAACGGGGAAAUCUCCGGACGGGACAGUGACAGUACAAUUGACAAACAGCAGCACAGUAAAGACUCUGUGUUCUUCCGUGAUGGACUGCGCCGGAUCGAUUUUGUCCUGUCCUAUGUUGACGAUAAAGAUGGGGAGAGAAAGCAGGAGCGGAGGAAGGUGUACGAGGCCAAUUUAGUGAAAGUAGGUCUGGAGCUGGAGACAGAAGACAAAAUAGAGUCAGAGGAUGGGAAGACGUAUUUUGUGAAGAUCCACGCUCCGUGGGAGGUGUUGGCCACCUACGCCGACGUGCUGAAGAUCAAAGUUCCUUUCAAGGUCAACGACAUCCCAGACAACAGCGAGAUGCCCAUGAACUGGCUGUCCACGCCUUUUCGCCUGCCGGAGCACAUCAUGCAGCCCGAGCCGGACUACUUCACUGCCCCCUUCGACAAGAGCAAGGCCGACUUCUUCCUCAUCGACAACAAAGACACUUUCUUCCCUCCUUCAACACGCAACAGGAUCGUCUUCUACAUCUUGUCCCGCUGCUCCUACAUCAGGGAAGACUGCGGGGACCGAGACAAGAAGGGCAUCAAGAGGUUACUCAACAAUGGGACUUACACCGCAGCCUUCCCCCUGCAUGAUUCUCGAUACUGGACCAGAUCGAGAGAUGUAAACUGUGAUAGUGAGAGAUACAACCUCUACAAACACUGGGCCCGAUUUUUCUGUUUUUUCAAGGAGCAGCCGCUCAACCUCAUACGGAAAUAUUACGGGGAGAAGAUAGGCAUUUAUUUUGCAUGGCUGGGCUUCUACACCGAGAUGCUGCUGUUUGCGGCGGUAGUGGGGACGAUUUGUUUCGUCUACGGGUUUCUCACAUACGAUGACAACCAGUGGAGCAAAGAAAUAUGCAGUGAAGAAAUCGGAGGGAGUAUCGUCAUGUGUCCACUUUGUGACAAAAAGUGUGGCUACUGGAAACUCAACACAACAUGCAACUCAUCGUGGCAAUCACAUCUAUUUGACAAUGUUGCAACAGUGUUUUUUGCCAUUUUCAUGGGAAUAUGGGUGACGCUGUUCCUGGAGUUCUGGAAGCGGCGGCAGGCCCGUCUGGAGUACGAGUGGGAUCUGGUGGACUUUGAGGAGGAGCAGCAGCAGCUCCAGCUACGGCCCGAGUAUGAGACCAAGUGCACCAACCGCAAGCUGAACCGAAUCACUCAGGAAAUGGAGCCUUACUUACCCAUAACAAGCAAGUGUGCACGCUCAUGUCUGUCUGGAGCCACCGUCCUGUUGUGGAUCUCAUUGAUCAUUGCCUGCAUCAUUGGGGUCAUAGCGUACCGCCUGGCGGUGUACGCGGCCUUUGCUAGCAUCAUGAAGGACAAUCCCACCACCCAGCUGGAGGUGGUUGGCCCCUACAUCACGCCACAGCUCGCCACUUCCGUUACCGCCUCUUGUAUCAACUUUAUAAUCAUCAUGAUCCUCAACCUCAUGUACGAACGCGUUGCUGUCUGGAUCACUGAUAUGGAAAUUCCCAAGACCCACCUGGAGUAUGAAAACAAACUGACAGUGAAGAUGUUCCUCUUCCAGUUCGUCAAUUAUUACUCGUCCUGCUUCUACGUGGCUUUCUUCAAGGGCAAGUUCGUUGGCUAUCCCGGAAAUUACGCUUAUAUGUUCGGAAGCAAACUGAGGAACGAGGAGUGUGAUCCCGGCGGCUGUCUCAUCGAGUUGACCACUCAGCUGGUGAUAGUGAUGACGGGUAAACAGGUUUGGGGCAACAUCCAGGAAGCUCUGCUCCCGUGGAUGAGGAACUGGUGGGGCAGCAGGAGGGCACGAAGCCACCCAGAGAGUCUGUACAGCCGCUGGGAGCAGGACCACGACCUGCAGGCCUUCGGACAGCUGGGUCUCUUCUACGAAUAUUUGGAAAUGGUGAUCCAGUUUGGUUUCAUCACUCUCUUCGUGGCCUCCUUCCCCUUGGCUCCUCUGCUGGCACUCAUCAACAACAUCAUUGAAGUCCGAGUGGACUCCUGGAAACUCACCACUCAGUUCAGACGACCCGUAGCAGCCAAGGCUCACAGCAUUGGGGCCUGGGAGGAAAUUCUCAAUGGGAUGGCUGUGCUCUCCGUUGUCACAAAUGCAUUCAUCGUGGCGUUCACGUCCGAUAUGAUUCCUCGCCUCGUGUACAUGUACGCCUACCAGCCUCAGGGAGAGAUGAACAUGGAAGGCUACAUAAACAACAGCCUGUCUGUGUUCAACAUCUCGGAGAUCCCAGCAGAAAACAGACCAGACGACGAGGAGAAUCCAUCCUGGUUCAACAGCUCCAUCACCUCCUGCAGGUAUCGUGAUUACCGCUACCCUUCAGGACAUGAGAGGCAGUACUCCCACACCAUGCAGUUCUGGCACAUCUUAGCUGCCAAACUGGCUUUCAUUAUAAUCAUGGAGCAUGUCGUGUUCCUGGUUAAGUUCUUCGUGGCCUGGAUGAUCCCUGAUGUUCCGUCUGAUGUGAGGGCUCGGGUGAAGAGAGAACGCUACCUGGUCCAGGAAUACCUCCACAACUACGAGGUGGAGAAGCUAAAGAUCCAACUCAGCAAACAAAACAAUGAGGAGUGCACCUGCACGCCCAUGAUCUAUCCCUCUUUAUCCAAGCACGAGGUGCUGUCAGAGUGCCUCUAGCCCAGCGAGCUGCUGCUCAGUCAGCCCGGCUCAGUGAUGUAGCUCCCCCUGCUCGUAUAUUCUGAUGCUGACCAUCCAUUUACUGUACGUUCUGCGUGGUUUAGAACACGCAGAUGACCUGCGCUACAGAGCUAGAGGUUUACUCAGUGGACGUUCACACAGUGAAAGACCAAGUCUUCGUGCAUGCUGAAGCUUCCAGGCACUUAAAUUACAAUCUCUCCGUCAUGGCUGUGUAUGGCUGUUCACUUCCUGUGUUUGUAGUUACUGUGCUCAAGAUAAUCGCAAAAUGCUGUAAAGAGAAAACCUUAUACACUGUGUCGAAGUGAGACCGCUUACACUUGUUUAAAUGCAACACUAUUUAUUUGAAGUGCCACUAUGAGCAACCAAAGACUAGAAGCCCUACUUUGUCGUUCAUCUUCCAAUGUGGAGACUGGCAGUUUGCUUUUUCUUGGGAAUGUGUUUCCCUUGUUUGUACCAUGUAUGGUUAAGUUCAACACGCCUUAAAAUUGUUACUGCAGCACUGCAGCUGAGCUUUAUUUUUUUUUUCUCAGCAUAAAUUCAGCAAAAUUAGACCGAAUUCUUCUCCUCCCUCCCCUAAAUGUACACAUUUUACCGUUUCACCGUUUAAAUCCCAACCGUUUCUCCAAGCCAGAGCCUGACAUGUGAAGUAGCUUUUUAAAUAUGGAGAGAAAUCUCUGCUGCUGUUCCUACUGUAAGGACAGACCUGUGUCCUGCUAUGGCCAGUCGUUCAGCGGCAGCUGCAUGCUGACUGUUGACAGUGUGUCCUGCUCCUGCAGCUGAGAGGUGAAAGAGAGUGAAAAGAUCCCUUUUUAAUGUGCCUUUGUUUACCAACACAUCAGCGCUAAUGAAAGGCUGCUGCCCACCUGCUGAACUAUGUUUGCUCCAUUACGCAGAGCGCAUCAGCCAUCGCCUCGCUCGCUUCUGGUUUCCUCAGCUGCGUCUGCGUAGAAAUGGAAAGAUACACAUUGUGGUUUUUUUAGUCUUCUUCUUUUUUUUUAAAUUUUGCACAAAGCACUUGAUGAAACAUGAUUACCAAGAUGCAAAAACAUGUCAGAGCGGUCGUUGGCAUGACACUACGUAUUCACAAUCAGUGUUUUGAAGCAGCGUUAUGUGAGAAUCUUUGUUCUUUUAUAGAGAACAACAGACAAACUGCUGGAAAGAAGGAGCUCCCAGUUCUCAUUUUUAUAUUUAUGUUCAGUUAAAGUUGUCAAGAUGUAGUGUAUUUGUUUUGGGACUAUAUGAAGGACAUUUCACAAUUAUUAGAAAAGCCUGCAUAGAAAUAUGUGAGAAGUGUAUUUUAUUGAAGUUUUUGUAAGUAGCUGACAUGUUGUGCUGCAAAAUCUUUACACGAUGUAUUGGAAUAUAGAAAUCUAAAAUGCACCUCCCUACUCCAGUUUGCCUUCAGCUGACGUAGCUGCCUGUCGAUGCCUUAACACACAUGAUCGGUUACAUUUGCUGUUUUCUUUCCUUGAGCUUCUUUUCCAAUUCCCCCUGUGUAGGUUCUCUUCAGUUACACUUUAAUUACAAUAUCAUGGAUUCUAGUUCCUGAGGGGGAAAUUGAACCUGUUUACUAUAUGCGUUGACUCAUUAUGUUGUUACUAUUAUUAUUUUCAUUUUUGUAAUUGUCCUGUAUCACAUAUGUAACAAAGAAAAAUCUCCAAAAAUAAAAUGAUCUGUUCAACUUGA
This is a messenger RNA of Salarias fasciatus (jewelled blenny), 4697 nucleotides long. It is a transcript of the gene ano5a, whose product is annotated as anoctamin 5a. The record is from RefSeq and is a predicted model, not a curated record. Gene Ontology annotation, molecular function: chloride channel activity; protein dimerization activity. NCBI's taxonomy places the organism in Eukaryota, Metazoa, Chordata, Actinopteri, Blenniiformes, Blenniidae. Bases 300 to 2990 code for a protein of 896 amino acids. Gene Ontology annotation, cellular component: plasma membrane. Gene Ontology annotation, biological process: chloride transmembrane transport. The transcript is spliced from 19 exons.